Molecule: messenger RNA, 687 nt
Organism: Venustampulla echinocandica
Lineage: Eukaryota; Fungi; Ascomycota; Leotiomycetes; Helotiales; Pleuroascaceae
Exons: 1
Coding region: 1-687 (228 amino acids)
Source: RefSeq, a predicted model, not a curated record
AUGGCUAAUCUAGCACCAACACCCAAAGAUGCCGCUGCGAAAGAGCGCAUCAUAAAACACAUGAAUGCCGACCACCAAGUCUCGCUUUCUUACUACCUACAGCACUUCAAGAAGCUGUCCGCGAGCGAAGCGCGCUCCCCUCUCCUCGAAGACGUCUCGUUCGAAUCGAUGACCGUCCGCGCAUCCAAUGGCAAGACUCACAGCAUCCCCUUCAACCCGCCCAUGAAGACCUGGGCUGAUGCGCGCGGACGCACUGUCGACAUGGACCGCGAGGCCAGAGACGCGCUCGACAUCAGCGAUGUCCGCGUCACAGAAUAUCACCGCCCUAGAAGCCCUUUCCACGUAUUCGUUUUCACCGCGUGUCUAUUUACGAUGGUUAUAUUUAUGACACGUAGCAAGAUUGUCCCCGGAACGUGGUUUUAUGAUAAGGUGCUUCCAUGGUUCCCUGGUGGCCCUGAGUGGUUCGUCUGGAUUGUGGAUAUGAUCGGCAUACCGGUCCUGGGCAUCCAUUUAACGGAGGUGUUUCUGUUGGAUAGAACGAGAUUGAGGAAAUAUGGUGUGGAAAGGGGGUCGUCGCUGUGGUGGAAGUGGAUGGCAAGCUGUUUUAUUGAGGGGUUUGGAUGUUUCCAGAGGAUUGAUGCGAUGGUACGGCGAACGAAGAAAGCGAUAGAGAAGGGAAAUCAUUAA